AUUGUAGUUGUUGUUUGAUGGCCCUCCUAAUUGUAAUUAUUUGUAUGGUACGGCAACGUCCAAUACAAAUUAGUUACAUUACACAACUAUCGACUACCGGCUCUCAUCACUAAAUAUUUUUAGUUGAAUAUAAACAUUGUCACAUUUGUUAUUUAUUUUAUUUUUACAGAAUUGUACCAAAAAUAUUAGUUGUAGUGUAAAAAUACAACUGUGAUUUUAUUUAGAAUUAUUUGGAGUACAUUCAUAACGUUUUAAUCUCGCCGCAAAAUGUCGGAACGAAAAGUGUUGAAUAAAUAUUAUCCUCCGGACUUUGAUCCGUCAAAAAUUCCUCGUAUGAAAUUGGCUAAGAACAGACAAUAUACCGUACGUUUAAUGGCACCAUUCAACAUGAGAUGCAAGACCUGUGGAGAAUAUAUCUAUAAAGGAAAAAAGUUCAAUGCACGAAAGGAGGAUGUUGAAAAUGAAACAUAUUUAGGAAUACGUAUUUACCGUUUUUACAUUAAGUGUACACGUUGCCUACAGGAAAUUUCAUUUAAAACCGAUCCAAAAAACACGGAUUAUGAAAUUGAAGCAGGCGCUACAAGAAAUUUCAUGGCUCUAAAACUAGCCGAAGAACAAGCUCGUAGGCAGAUAGAGGAAGAACGUGAGGAAGAGGCGAAUAAUCCAAUGAAGUUGCUUGAAAACCGUACACAGCAAUCGCGGAACGAAAUUGAAACGCUUGAAUCGUUGGAAGAGUUACGGGACUUGAAUCGACGUCAUCACAACGUGGAUUACGAAUCCAUGCUGCAACAAUACAACACCACGGAAUCGGAGCAAGAAAGAUUACAACGCGAAGAAAGAGAAGAUGAAGAAUUGGUGAAGUCUAUAAAUUUUAAAACAAGCAAAAGUGGAAGCAAAAUUGUGGCUGAAGAAAUUAUUGAAGAUGUCAAGGAUGAACAAAUUUUACCAACAGAAGCCAAGAAAGCCAAAACUCAUCUGCCGACUAUAGCGAAUGCCAUUAAGUUUAAAUCUACAAGUUCUGUGCCGCUCGUAAAACGUAAAACGCCACUUGUCAUCAAUAAAUCAAACCCAACUGCAGCAACUGCUCUUGUUAUAACAAAGGAAACUACAAAUACUUCUUCCCCGGUAACAGAAACUACCACUAAUCAGGCUGCUACAGCAUCAUCGACAACAACAACCAAAUUAGAUAGUCAAAAACCGGCUGAUGCCAAGAAUAGCGGACUCUCAUUAUUGUCGAAUUAUCUCAGUAGUUCUGACGAAUCAGAUUAAGCUGUAUAUCAACUUGUAAAUAUGUAAACAAGAUUCUGUGAAAUAAUUUUUUACGCACUAUUAAAACCAACUCCAUUUAUAAUGCAAAAAGUUCUCCCAA
Messenger RNA from Bactrocera oleae (olive fruit fly), 1369 nucleotides. RefSeq names its product splicing factor YJU2. Gene Ontology annotation, biological process: mRNA splicing, via spliceosome. Lineage: Eukaryota; Metazoa; Arthropoda; Insecta; Diptera; Tephritidae. The record is from RefSeq and is a predicted model, not a curated record. Gene Ontology annotation, cellular component: U2-type catalytic step 1 spliceosome.